AUGGACUCUUCAAGUUCACGAUUGGAUAAUGAGUGUGAAUUUGACGAUGCUCUAACCCAUCAAGAUGACCGUCAAAAUGAUAUGGGCGAAAAGUUUGAAGAGUCGAAGGAUUUAAUGACAUUUAUUUCUGAUGAACAGUUGAAUGAAGAAAAUGUUGAAGAACCGAAUGAAGAAAAUGAUGAAGAGUUUAAUGACAUUUAUAAGGAAGAAAAUGUGGUACUACCUUUGGUGUUAAAGGAUGAUGAGAAAGUUGAAGAACCAAAAGAAUCAAUGACAUUUAGUUCAUUAGACGAAGUCUGCUCUUAUUAUAGGAAGUAUGCUAAGCAAGCUAGUUUUGGUAUAGCGCAAAGAAGCUCGAGAAAAAAUAAGGAUAUAAAAGGUUACGUAAUGCUUAUAUGUACUCGUAGAGGUAAACAGCGAUCUAAAACAAGUGAUUGUGCGAAGCCAACUCCAGCAACUAAUAGAACAGGGUGUGGUGCCAGGAUUUGUUCAAAUUUAUGUGAUGAUGGAAUGUGGUUUUUGAGUAAAGUAGAGUUGACGCAUAAUCAUUCGUUAAGCCCGGGCAAAGCGAGAUUUUUUGGAAGCAAUAAGAAAAUUAAUGAUGCUGCGAAAAGAAAGCUUGAGCUAAAUGACAAAGCAGGAAUACGUUUGUGUAAAAAUUUCAAUUCAUUAGUUGUUGAAAGUGGGGGGUUUGAGAAUCUUUCCUUUAGAGAAAGAGAUUGUCGGAAUUAUAUUAACAAGGCAAGAGAACUCAAUCUUGGUAAAGGAGGUGCUCAAGCACUUUGUGAUUACUUCAGAAGAAUGCAAAAGCAGAAUAAUGGCUUCUACUAUGUGAUAGAUAUAGACGAUGAUUGUAGGUUACGAAAUGUUUUUUGGGCUGAUGCACAGAGUAGGGCAGUGUAUGAUUUCUUUGGAGAUGUUAUUACGUUUGACACAACGUAUUUGACCAAUAAAUAUGACAUGCCAUUUGCUCCUUUUGUAAGAGUGAAUCAUCAUGGUCAAUCUAUACUUUUAGGGGCAGGACUAAUUUCAAGUGAGGAUACAGAUAGUUUCGUGUGGUUAUUUAAAUGUUGGUUGGAGUGCAUGAAUGGCCAAGCCCCUAAAGCAAUUAUGACAGACCAGGAUAAAGCUAUGAAAAAUGCAAUUGCUAUUGUUUUUCCUGAAAGUCGACAUAGAUAUUGUAUGUGGCACAUUAUGAAAAAACUUCCUGAAAAAUUUGGAUCACAUGCUAAUUUUGAUGGCAUUAAGAGUGCCAUAAAUAAAUGUUUGUAUGACUCUCAAACAUGUGAAGAAUAUGAGGAAAAUUGGAAAGAUCUACUGGAGAAGUAUAAUCUUCAUGAUAAUGCAUGGUUGGAUGGGUUAUAUAUGGAUAAGACAUUUUGGGUGCCGGCAUACAUGAAAGAUACGUUUUGGGCGGAAAUGAGUACUACACAGCGAAGUGAAAGUAUGAACGCAUUUUUUGAUGGUUACAUGCACUCACGAACCACAUUGAAAGAAUUUGUUGAUGAAUAUGAUAACGCUUUAAGGAGAAUGGUCGAGAGUGAGGCACGUGCUGAUUUCGAUUCUUUCAAUCGCACAAUCCCAUGUAUAACCGCCUUGCAGUUAGAGAAACAGUUUCAAGUUGUUUACACAAAUGCGAAGUUCAAAGAAGUACAUGAGCAGUUUGUGAAAAUGAUGUCUUGUAAUAACGCUCUUCUCAAAAGUGAAGUUGCGAUUUCUACCUUUGAAGUUGUUGAAUAUGUUGCCGCAUUCACUUUCCGUGUUACGGACAAAGAAAGUGACAACUUUGCCACAAAGAAUGUUCUUGACAGACGGAGGAAAGAUAUUAAGCGAGAGUACUCAAAGGUUAAGAGUAGUUAUGAUGCCAUUGGUGCCCAAAUACAUGACAAAGUGAGGAACAAUUUGGAAGAAUUACUGUCGCUCACGUUAGUAAACACGGAGAAACGUUGCAUGGAACUAAUAAAAAGAAUUGAUCAAUUAAAGGAGUUGUGGCGUUGCGAAAAUCAAUCUUUUGGCAUUCCAGCUACUGUCACAUCUUCUAGCUGUAAAAAUGUGCUUAGUCCUGUGAAGGCCUCCAAAUCAACGGAAAAUCAAGACAACACUAGUCAAUCUCCAUUGCCUUCUGUGCCUUCUGCAGAUCAUGAUCAUAGUACUCAGGAUCACGGCUGUUGUGGCCUGUGGGUUGGAGCUAUAGCGAUGGAGGGAGAAGCAAGGGAAGGACGAUCCUUGUCUGAGACCCCCACUUGGGCUGUUGCAACUGUAAUCACUGUCAUGGUUACUUUUGGAUUCUUCUUUCAUGGCUCUUUGAAACGCUAUGGAAAGUGGUUGGGGAUUCAUGGGUCUUGCCCUGUUUGCAGGUACAAGAUGCCUAUUGAGGAGGAAGACGUGGGCAAGAAGAGGGAUGAGGAAGGGGGAGAGAGGGAGAUUUGGGUUAGUUUUUCUUUCAAUAGUGGUAGGAGAAGUGGGGAUUCAAGUCAAACUCCAACCAGUGAUUCCAAUGAUCCCAGUGAUUCUUCCUCCAGUCCUAGGCCUGAUCAUGAAACGGAGGUCUAG
Alnus glutinosa is the source of this 2553-nucleotide messenger RNA. Its product is annotated as protein FAR1-RELATED SEQUENCE 5-like. Gene Ontology annotation, cellular component: membrane. The record is from RefSeq and is a predicted model, not a curated record. Gene Ontology annotation, biological process: regulation of DNA-templated transcription; defense response. The transcript is spliced from 7 exons. Lineage: Eukaryota; Viridiplantae; Streptophyta; Magnoliopsida; Fagales; Betulaceae. Bases 1 to 2553 code for a protein of 850 amino acids.